ACCGGAUGUAUUUUUUUUAGUAUUACUGCAUGUCACUAGUUGAAUGACAAAUUUUAAAGCCAAUCUGCACUAAAUGCUCGGUGUCAUGAUCUGCUCUUACAGCCAUGCCUGUAGUUUUACAUUUUAUGCUUUUUCUCUCCCCCAACCUUUGUUUGCCUUUGGUGUGACUGACAUUGUGUAUAUUGAACAUACUAAAAAACACAAGAAAGAAAAAAAAAACACUUUAUGGAAGGGUCAUUUUCCAUUUUCAUAAAACUAAAUGGUGUGCUAGUCAAUUGUUCACUCUUCAGUCGACAUUUUACUAGUUAUCGACAACACUAAUGGGCCUGGCUUGCUGACAUUGAUUAUUCAUAAAUAAAUGCCAGCUGAACACAUUACCUGUGCUGGCUGCAAUACCUCAAAUGCUUCUGGCUUUUGAGCGCUAGGCUAGCUCACUUCCCAUCAGCAGGCUGCAGUCAUAGAGUACCAUACGGUUGUGUGUGUGUCUAUAAGUGUCUUGCUUUCCCUGUCCCAGGUGGAGGCAGACCUCUGUGUGUGAGUGGUAAUGAGGGGAAGUAUGCUGGGCACGGCUGCCAUCGCGCCCCCUGCUGGACGCUCAUGUGCCCGUGCCCACGCCCCAGGGGCCUCCGUGCUCCUGGCUACAGGGGCUUUCUGUACGUAGGUGUUGCUCCAUGUCUGUCUACAUCUGCAGUUAAUGCUCCCUUUAUUGUGUUCUUCAGUUCAUCCAACAACAAAAAAAGGCUUUUAUGGUAGAAAUCCCCUUCCCCAAAUACUAUUCUUUCUACCACACUACACAUUUAGUCAUUUACACAUUUGUAGUAUCUCCGAUACCCUCAUGUGUCCCUCCCCUUAAUUCCUUUUGUCAGACUGAGCAGAUACUCCUGUGUAAGGUUCUGGAUAGUAGAGCCUAAAUCAUUAUUAACAGCCACACAUUAGUGCCCCGUGCUUCUGAUUUGUUGGUCAGUGCAGUCCUUUGCUUGUGUGCUUUGGAAAUUCAAACUUAGCCCCUUUAAUUUAGUAAGUUUUGCAGGUCAUAGCAUUUUGUUGGCAUUUGUGAAGAAUGAAAGGGCUUGUAGUGUCUUGAUGGGCUGUCUGCUCUUUGAUGAUUUCUUCCCUUGUGGGAUGUAUUUAGUAUUAAACCAGAUAUGGAGAAUAUCAGCACCUUUAAAAAAAAAAAAAAAAAAAAAAAAAGAAUUUCAUAUGUCUCCAAGUGGUCUUUGUUGUUUAGGGGCACACCAGUUGCAUACUGAUAAUUUUUUGUAAAGCUGCUUCCAAAUCAGUUUUGAAUUAAAACAAAAUUUAAAGUAUGAAGAUCCUUUUCAUGUGAUGUAUUUUGACUUCAUUCUGCUGUCAACUUACCUGACCAUACUGGCAGCAGAUGUGCUUUUUAGAGACUUGUUUAUGUUGUAACAUGCUUGGAGCCAGAAACUCCUUUACCGCCAGACGGACCACACUGCUAAAGCUCAAUAAAGUUUUGGCUGUCCCAGCUAAAAAAAAGUCAGUCUCUGACUCUCCCAAAUUUUAGAAGCAGGCCCUUAGUCUUAGACACUGGAGCCCUUUCAUCUCACAGUGCUGUCUAAGAUACGGUGGAAAAUUUGUAUUUAAUUAAAAAAUGUGUUUACUGUUUGAGUAACUCGCACUAACUCCACUUUUUCAGCUAUAGUUUGGAUUCAGUUUUGCUCAAGAGUAAUUCCUUCAAAAUUGAACAUCAACUAAUACUGGUUACAUCUUAUCCUCAAAACAAUAAUUUCUAAAUUGGUGGAGGGGGAUGAAGGGGAUGGAUAUUGUUCUGGAGCAAAGCUAUCUGUAGAAAAGGCAAAUGUUAAUGUAACGAGUUUUCAAUGAUCAUGCUAUAUGCUGCUUUAUGUUUUUUGCCAAAAGCGUCAAUCUUUUGGCCAUCAAAUGUUCUCUUCUCUUGCAGUAUCUCUCUCUCCUCGUAGGCCUCCGCCGGCCGGGUGCGAGCCUAAUGUAAACUCAAGUGAACUAAAACUGAAAGGGGAUACCAGUGGAGUAACAUUAUGUUACCUUAAGUUACUACUUGUGUUCCUGUGGGACAUGGAUAAGUACACUCUGAUUCGUAAAAUGGAAGGCCACCAUAAUGAUGUGGUGUCCUGCGAGUUCUCUCCUGACGGAGCCUUGCUGGCCACAGCCUCCUAUGACACUCGCGUCAUAGUGUGGGAUCCUCACACGGCCACUAUACUGCUGGAGUUGGGGCACCUCUUCCCUCCUCCUUCUCCCAUAUUUGCGGGGGGCGCAAAUGACCGUUGGGUUCGCUCUGUGGCCUUUUGUCACGAUGGCCGACAUAUUGCCAGCAUCACAGAUGACAGGUUGGUACGUUUUUGGAGCAUUGAUGAGAAAUCUCCCCAGGCCAUCACCUCCUUCACUAAUGGCCUCUGCUGUGCCUUCUCCACAGAUGGGGGUGUUUUAGCUGCUGGCUCGCGUGAUGGCAGUGUUCGUUUUUGGGAAUGUCCGCGCAGCGUCGCCAGCCUGCAGCACUUGUGUCGCAUGGCACUGAGAAGAGUGCUGUCCACACAGCAAGUCUACGCACUGUCUAUUCCUCAAUGCAUGCAAGACUACCUGGCCUACAGGAGUUUCUAGGUCCUUAGCACACUUUGGCAAGGAUAUUCGUGGGUGAUGGGCUAUUGGACUUUUGGGAAACGAUAAUGAGGGGGAAAAACACAAAGGUGGAGGUGAAAUGGAGUGGAUCUUUUGUUAAUAAUCCCCAAGCUCUUUUUAAUGACAUCACGUUUCCAAAAUAAUUUUUCGUGUGUUCUAAAGCUGCUUGCACAUUUCUCCUUCAAUUGGUUGCUCUCUUACCCAUAUCAGUUAGUGGCCUUUAGUCAGCCUUAUCAGUGUCAUUUUCUUCCUUUUUCCCCACCUCCGGCACAGCUUCUUGUGCAAAAACCUAUGGUGCAACAUUCAAGAAUGAGACAGCUGUUGUAAUGUCCUCUUUCUAACAGAUAUGAAUUAAUAUUGGCUGACUUGGUGGUGUUCUCUCUGAAGUAUAUCAGCAUAAGUUCGGAAAGAAUAAGUCGGGGAAGAAUAUAAAGAAGUUAGUGUUUAAAUUGAGAGAAUAUUUGUACAUGAAUAGUGAUGUGUGUAUGAGAGAGUUCAAUGAGACUUUAGCAGAUCAGGGAUUUAGGCAGUGCCUUCCUUUAGUGUGCCUCGCUAGCAGCAGAAAUCCCUAGUGCUGUACGUCCACACCCAGACGCUGCCUCAGUAACAACAACCUUUCUAUUACUCUUCAUAUCCCCAACAAUGUAGUGAUGGAUUAAAAAUGUAUAUUUUAUAUCUGUAUAGACAUUUGUAAAGAGAAGUUGUUUGUGCAUGUGUAAAUGUAUGUAUAUAUGUUUGUUUUCUAUGGUGUUGCCCCCCCCCCCCCCCUUCCCCUACUAAAUCCAAGAAUGUAAGAUGCUUCUGUUUGUUUUAUAUGUAUAAUGCUCAUGCUGUGAAAACUCCAGAGACUGUGGCUGAUAGGGUUGUACGACAGGAGAGGAGAUUAUCUGGUAUUUACCAUCAAAAGCACUAACAUUCCUUCUUCUCCGGAAAGACACUUCUUUAAAGGGUAGGGCAGACUACUUGUAUUUAUAUAUGUACAUGGUGCACAUUGGUCAUCUAAAAGCACACUUAAAUGUCACCCCAUAUUUGGGCCGCUGCCGGCCUUCUGCUAUUUGAGUAGAUCUACCUCCUUGCUUAGCUCAAGUAACGUCUGAUAAUGGCUCAGUAUUCACAUGCAGCUGAACAGUUGGUGUAAAUGUUGGUUGUGAUGUUGAAUCCUGUAUGUUUAGCUGGUAGAUGAUUGAGGAGAAGCAGAGAGCGGCAUAUGCUCAAUGUAUGAGGAGUUGUAUUUUAGACAAUUUUUCACUUUUUCUCUCAAUGUGCAAAGUAUCUAAGCAAUAAACUGUAUUUGUUGUAACCGCAUAAGCCAAUGCCAAAGAUCCCCUGGGGUUCUUAAAUGUAUUUAUGGCACUCAGUAUUAUUUUUUUUGUUGUUCCUUUCUCCUCAUCUAUUUCUGGCUAAAACUUGAAAAUCGUAUAUACGCUUGCCUGUUUUUUGCUUAAGGCUUCUGUAUGGAAUAACUGCAGAGCACUCAUUAAAUCAUAUGUAGUUUCAGCUGUGAUUGCAUGAUGUAGUGCACUUGUCUUUUACAUUGCUCUCUAUUCAACACUGCAGAAAUUUCCCACAUUGUUGUGCACAACAAAAGCAACCGGAGUAAUUAUAUGAAUGUACGUUUUUGGAUUUGUAUGACAUUUGUGUGUUUUUGUAUUAUAGUUAAAAUAAAGGCUUGUUUUCAAAUAAA
Molecule: messenger RNA, 4300 nt
Organism: Clarias gariepinus (North African catfish)
Lineage: Eukaryota; Metazoa; Chordata; Actinopteri; Siluriformes; Clariidae
Gene: wsb1
Product: WD repeat and SOCS box containing 1
Exons: 5
Coding region: 1855-2598 (247 amino acids)
Biological process (GO): intracellular signal transduction
Molecular function (GO): protein binding
Source: RefSeq, a predicted model, not a curated record